AUGAGAGACAAUAUCGAUGACAAUUUCGAUAUUGUGUUUCCUGAAAGAAUCAACAAGGGACGCACAAAGAGAGAUCUUUCUACAGGAUCAAAGGUAUUUGAUCCUUUAGUAUCAGUGAGAACUAUAAACGUGCUCAAUUUGCAAUAAAGUAUUAUUUUACAAGUCUCUGUUAUCUCUGCCUCUAAAGUUAUGUUUUGACGCCUGAUUUUUUUUUUCGUAUCACAGUAAGCGUUAGUCUCCUUCACAGGCGUUAUUUGGGAUGUCACGUGAUGAGAAAAGCGUCGCGCGACUUCCCAAAGGAGGUUAGGUGCGCGCGCGUGCGCAAAAAGGAGAGUUUACAACCCUGCUGUACACAAGCCCCCAGCCAGAUGCUACUCCAAAAAUAUAGCCGGUUCAAUCUGCCAAUUAGAGUCAUAUGCCUUGCUUACCCUGUUCAGUGUUUAGUUCUUUCAGUCAUUAUAAGAGACUUUUCCAAUCAGAUAUGUGCUCUCCAAUUGCCAUAUCUAAAACUCCUUCCGCUGCCACGAAGUACUUUUGAGUGCAGUUUCCCAUGACUGAGAAUUUUUCAUAUUUCAGUGAAGAGAUACUAAGAGAUACCAACUGGCUGGGACGCCAACUGUUCCUCUUUGACAACAAUGAUUAUAAAAAAUUGAUGUGUGUCAUACUACUUUGAAUUCGUGACAGAAUGGCCAUGACGAGGAAGGCGACAUUUAAACUGAGAGCUUUCGGUAAAGAUGUUGUGGUGGAAGUUCAUCUUAACAAGUAAGUGCCGAGGAGACUGUAACUUCACAUGGCGCUGGUUGGCUAAGUAAGCCCCACGUGAACUGAGCGUGGUCGGUCUUUCACGAUUGACCAUAACACUCCCUUAUUGCUGAUAUUACAGCUUUUAUUACAGCUUCCAACCCUUUACGCCAUGACGUUAGUAUUUAUAUUCUCCAUUCUUAUCCCUUUACAUUUCCUGUGGCAAUAACAAGGAGAAUUUGUUUGACAAUCAGCAGCUUCUUAAAUUGGUGAUUAUUUCCAUUAUCUCCAUGACUUUUACAUUUGAUUCAAGGGUGCAUGAUACUGUGAUGAGAGACUGGAAGCCAAUCAAUCUUUAGGGUGAAAGAAUAACGAUUUACACCAUUAGUAUGAUAAGUGAUUGUGCAAUGAUGUUUUUCCGAAUAGGUCCACUUUUAUGAUAAAUUAUGUUUUUGUUCUCCACCAGGAUAGUUUCUUCACCACAGUUUACUCUUCGUUAUUUUAAAGAAAACGGCCAGUUGGUUCAUAGAAAGGUAACACACCAAACAGAAAUUACCCUUACCAGCUCUUAUUCAUCGCAUUUUGCUACAGAAGGCCAAUCAGAAGGGAGGAAAGGCAAUAUCUUACUACUUGUGAGGGUCUUUUGGGUUAAACAAGUUAAGCUGCAGUCUGAUAUUACUACCCACGUUUCUUGCUUUAAUGUUAGGAGGCACCGCCUAACUGCCAAUAUCAAGGUCACCUGAAAGGUCAUGAGGCGCAGUCAACGGUCAUCCUUGAUACUUGUCAUGGAUUGAGGUGACUCUUUAUCAUGUGGCGUAAUUUGUCUAUGUGCAAGAAAAUUUCAUAUACUUCUAAAACGCACAUAACAGUACAACUUUCAAAAAUUUCAUUGACGAUUUUUUCGUUAGUUCUUUUAUAAUUGUUCACGUUCCUCAAGGGAUGCAAUAUUAACCACGUUUUCCCUUUUUCAGUGGCUUGAUUGAAGACGAGGAGAGUAGAAUGUACAUAGAACCAUACCCAGAAAAGGUUUGCGAAGAAUUUUAUAACCUGGAAACAGUUAGCCUAGGAUUUUGUCAUUAAAAAUAAUCUUUUCAUCCUUCCAUCGCAAUAUUACAGGGAGAAGGAGCGCACAAGAUAUUCAAGACGAAAGACGGAAAGAAGAAAAUAUUUCUAUGUGGUACGUUGGCACCUUUACAAAGCUCCAAGCUUAUAGCACCCGAAUUUGUGCCCCCUCUUCAAUGAAGGCUUAGUGAAUGCACACAAUUGGGAUAAUCAUAUUAUUCAAGACAUUUCAUGGGCAUGGUCAGGAUUUCUGGUUUUUAAACAACAGGGUCCUACAGCAAUGUCUUAUUAGAAUUUAGGAGCAUACAGGUUUUUUCAAUUUUAUGGAUUGUUACUAUUUAUCUGUGUCAAACCAGAAAGGGGGUAAAAACCAACUUAGCACUAAAAUAAUCACGGCCCCGCACUACUUCUUUUUUGUGACGUCCUCAGGGUUUGCUAUCCUUGUACGCGUCCUAAGGGUUUGCUAUCCUCUCUGUAAUCUCGUACCCAGAUCCUACCGUUUAACUGUAACUAAAAUGUAGGGACCUUGACACCGCUUCUCCGUGGAAGGUCUGGGUAUGAGACUAUCCUUUCUGAAUACCGCUAGGAUGAAGCCAUCGGAUUCAUUUAAGUGGAGUUGUGUUUCGUAUUAUUAUAGAAUAAUAAACUGAAACAUCCAUUUUGAUUUUUGAAGGAACCAGUUUGAAUGGGAAUACCACAGCAGAUGGAUUGAGCAAUUCAUUAACAAAAUCUAGGGUAAAUCAAUAGAACAACACUACGAGUUUAUCAUACUAAGUGCGAUAGUUUUAAAAAUCUGGUCUUUUCCAUUAUUCCACUUUCUAACUUUAAAACAACGCUAUACAUGCUAUGGCUGAUCAGCUUAGAGUGCAGUGGAUUGGGAUAAGAAGGCAGGAUAUGCGCAUAUUACCUUUUGUAUUUAUUUUGUAAUCCUUUGAUAUUCGACUGAUCAUUUGAGAGAGAGAUUUAAAAGGGGCUCAGAACAGGGCCAAACUAUUCACAAGUUGAUGUUAUAUAAAAUAAAUGGAACUGAAAAGUGAAUUGCAAUGAAUCAUAUCAGGAACAAUGCGUGCUCCGCUGCCUUAAAUGAAACGUCUUAAAUUAUUAUCUGACGACCUUUCAGUGACUAUAUAAAGAAAACUAUAUUAGAAUUAGCGGACUGAUUUUCUAACUUAAAUAAGGGACAAUAUAUGUUACCUUCUACAGAAGACUUAUGAUUAUUUUCAGAUUAAACGGGAAGCUGAAGAGUCAGUGUAUAAGAAGUACUUGACAACAACGAAAACUCGCUAUACGGAGUUAAUGAUCAUUGUUGACAAUGCUGUGGUAAGCUUUUUGUGGUUUAAAUACUACAAUUUUAUCAAAGUAAAAUUUAUUUUAAAAAUUACUAGAACUUUUAUUUCCUUUCACCCACAUGAUCUGUCGUAGGAAAAAGAGUAAGAUGUCAUAUUUCUUUUGUUGUUGUUGUUGCAGUACAAGAAAUACAAGCAAGACAUUAACGACGUGAAACGAAGAGUUUUUACACUAGUAAAUGCUGUCGACACGGUAAAUUGAUCAAAGGAGUUGGUUAUAAUGUCAUUGACUCUUUUCAAGAAGUUCGAGGCUCCAUUGACGGAAGUCAGACGUUCAACGGGCAGAAUGAUCUAUAAAAUUUUUGUGUUGAAAAAAUUCAUUAUCUAUGAAGUUUGUACAACUUUUAAGCACAGAUUUAUUGCUUCUUCACAUCAUUGUUACAGAUUUAUCGAAAGAUCAACAUUCGAGUUGUUUUAUCAGCGCUCGAAAUCUGGACAGACGAGGAUCACGUCCCUUUUGUUAAGAGAGCCGGCGAUGAUUUAAGAAACUUUGGGAGUCAUCACUCCAGCAGAGAAGCCGGAGUCACCUACGACAGUAUACACCUGUUGAGGUACUGA
Molecule: messenger RNA, 3707 nt
Organism: Pocillopora meandrina
Lineage: Eukaryota; Metazoa; Cnidaria; Anthozoa; Scleractinia; Pocilloporidae
Source: the annotation of a GenBank genome assembly